CAACGCUCGGAGAGUUUUUGGAUACACUUGCGAUGGCUGCCGUGGCGAACGGAUGCCAUGCCAGAUGUUGGGAGCGACGAAAGGGGAGUGGGAGGAGAGGGUGGAACUGGCUGCCAGCUUCCUCACGCACCCUACAGCUCGGCGGAGCGAGUGGGCAGUGCAGAAGCAGUUCCUGCUUGCGAAGGGCUUCAGCGAGGACGAGGUGCAGGAGGCCCACCUGUUGCACCUCACCGGCCGCGCGCCGCAGUGGCCUUUGACACCCAAAGCGGUGGACUGGCCCUUAGCGGAGCCGGCGCCCCUGCAGGCUGAAUCUGGUGAAGCGCUGGAAGGCGAGCAGUCUAGCAGCACUAGCAGCAGCUCCAGCUCCAGUGACAGCUCCAGCUCGGAUGACGCCGAAGGCGACGAUGAAGACGAAGAAGACGAAGGUCCUGCUUUUGUUUUUGCUUGGUGCUGGCGGCAGAAGAGGCUUUGAAGAGGUCAGGUGGUGGAGCUUUCCAUGGUCCUUGCUGUUUACUUUUUACAAUCCUCACCUAUGACCAGGUGCAGCUGCUGUGGAGGAGUGAAUGUGUUUCUGCAGGGGGCGGGUGAUGCCGCAGAGCUUUGUUGUUUUGUGAUGUUUUCGCCCUGUCAUUACAGGAUCAUUAUGAUGAGUGAGCGGGCGAGCAAGCGAGUUGUUUGUCUCGCGCACGCUUGUGAUCAACUUGCCCAAAAAAACACGUACCAGUUGGUCGACUUCUGGGUUUGAUGUCACGCUAAAAACCGGCCUGGACCGGCUGGGCAGAUGUGGUAGUUCAGGCCGGGGGAGGGGGUCUUAGCUCCCCCCUCCAAAACUGUGGGGGGUUUCGGGGCGUGAGACCCUCGCCCGACCCUGUACCCAAGCCAACAUGGUCAUUCAUGGAGGACAUUGAAGACAUGGACGAGACUAUGCCUAUUUGGGCUUUGCGAGCACCUCCGCCUACCGCACAGGGUGAGGACCCUGACAAUCUGACCAUAGCGUCUUUGCGAACACCUCCACCUGCACAACGUGAGGACGUUGAACACAUUGACGACAAUAUGCCUGUCUGGGCUUUGCAACGUGCUCGCAAAGCACCGCCACCUGCAGCACAGCAUGGCCCAAAGGACCCUGACAAUCUGCCCAUAGCAUCUUUGCGAGCACCUCCACCUGCUGCAGCACAGCGGAAGGAGAGGCCACAGGACAUCUCGUCAAGCUCCUCAACUUCCUCUUCCUCUUCCUCAACGGCAGGAGGACCUCGCCGGUGUCUUUCACUCUCUCCGCCCUGUCGGACCGGCUUGGAAACACCAGGAAUAUCAAGUUCAAGGAGCCGAAAGGGAAUUCCUUUUGCUGGAUCUAUAUAUUCAGGAAAGAAAGCUACAUGAAUUACAUGAAAGAUGAUUCCUUCGAGUUGUUGAUGUCUUUCUACGCUGGUGUGGUAGAUAUCAGCGCGCUGAAAAGCACUUGGAGGAGUGUGAACAAGUGAAAUCCUUGCCAUUUUGCUGAUUACACGUGUUAAUCAGUAGGUAGCAGAAACUUAUGAGUCUUAUGAGUCAUCUUGCCCAUCUAGUCACGAGGGUUUCAAUGCCGCUUGGGUGUACAUUAUAUCAUUGGCACUAACUUUCAAGCAACACAUCAUGAAGCAAUGUUAAUUUCCUCGCCCAAAGUUUGGCGCAACACUGAACCCAAAGAGCCGCAACAU
Messenger RNA from Durusdinium trenchii, 1694 nucleotides. The record is from the annotation of a GenBank genome assembly. Lineage: Eukaryota; Dinophyceae; Suessiales; Symbiodiniaceae.